This is a messenger RNA of Microthlaspi erraticum, 2064 nucleotides long. NCBI's taxonomy places the organism in Eukaryota, Viridiplantae, Streptophyta, Magnoliopsida, Brassicales, Brassicaceae. The record is from the annotation of a GenBank genome assembly.
AUGAAUGGUGAUCUUGUUCUUGAAAUGUCUAGAGGAGAUUUAAGAGAUGAUGAGUUUGAGAGUAGAUCAUGGACUGAUCAUAGCUUUGAUGCAAUGUCCGGUGAUGAGAAUAAUCAAGAACAACCCCCAAAGAAGAGGAAGAAGAAGAAGAUGAGAAAGUAUCACAGGCACACAUCUUACCAGAUUCAGGAGCUUGAAUCUUUCUUCAAAGAAUGCCCUCAUCCUAAUGAGAAGCAAAGGCUUGAACUUGGAAGCAAACUUGAUUUAGAGAGUAAGCAGAUCAAGUUUUGGUUUCAGAACAGAAGAACACAAAUGAAGACGCAACUAGAGAGGCAUGAGAAUGUGAUUCUCAGACAAGAGAAUGAGAAACUGCGAGUCGAAAACGGUUUCCUCAAAGACGCAAUGAGAAGUCCUGUGUGCAAGAACUGUGGUGGAGAAGUUGUACCUGGAGAGGUUUCAUAUGAGCAGCAACAACUAAGGAUUGAGAACGCUAAGCUUAAAGAAGAGCUAGAUAGGAUUUGUGCUUUAGCAAACAGAUUCAUUGGUGGGUCGAUUUCACUCGAGCAGCCUUCAAAUGGUGGGAUUAUUGGCUCACAGAAUUUGCCUUUAGGAGGAAAUGGUUUCAAUGUUAGUAUGAGUGAGAGCUCCAUGUUUAUGACUCUUGCCAUAGAGGCUAUGGAUGAGUUGGUUAAGUUAGCGGAGUUGGAGAAUCCUUUAUGGAUAAAAUGCUCCAAGAGUGAGAAAGAAUCCAUGAACCAUGACGAGUAUAGAAGCAUACAUCCCGGUUUUGUAGCUCAAGGCUCAAGAGAAACUGGUUUAGUUCUCAUCAGUAGCUUGGAUCUAGUAGAGACUCUUAUGAACACGAGCAAAUGGGUUGAAAUGUUUGAGUGUAUUGUCUCCGUUGCAUCAACCGUUGAAGUGAUAUCUAACGGUGGUGAUGGAUCAAGAAACGGCUCUCUUCUAUUGAUGGAAGCAGAGUUUCAAGUGAUGUCUCCAUUAGUUCCAAUCAAAGAAGUCAAGUUUCUUAGAUAUUGCAAGCAACAUGGAGAUGGUUUUUGGGCUGUCGUCGAUGUCUCUUAUGAUAUAAACAGAGGAAAUGAGAAUGUGACAUCUUAUGGUGGCUUCAAGAGACUACCCUCAGGCUGCAUCAUACAAGACUUAGGCAAUGGUUGCUCCAAGGUGACGUGGAUAGAACAUUCAGAGUAUAAAGAGAGUCACAUCCACUCGCUUUACAAAACAUUACUCAGCUCUUCGGUUGGGUUAGGCGCAACCAAGUGGCUCGCGACUCUACAGAGACAAUGCGAAAGCCUCACGACCCUUUUGUCUUCUCAAGAUCACACAGGUUUGUCACUUGCUGGAACCAAGAGUAUACUAAAGCUGGCGCAGCGUAUGAAGCUAAACUACUACUCGGGCAUUACCGCUUCGUCGUCCAUUCACAAAUGGGAGAAGCUUCUCGCUGAGAACGUAGGACAGGAAACAAGGUUACUAACAAGGAAGAGCCUUGAGCCGUCUGGUGUUGUCCUGAGCGCUGCAACGUCUCUCUGGCUAACGGUGACUCAGCAGAGACUGUUUGAGUUUCUCUGUGAUGGUAAAUGCAGAAACCAGUGGGAUAUUUUGUCUGAUGGUGCUUCAAUGGAAAACAUGCUUCUCGUCCCAAAAGGACAACGCCAAGGAAGAUGCGUCUCUCUUCUUCGUGCUGCUGGGAAGGAACAUAACGAGAGCAGUAUGCUAAUCCUGCAAGAGACAUGGAAUGAUGCUUCUGGUGCGCUUGUGGUCUACGCUCCUGUCGAUGUCCUGUCUAUGAACAAUGUAAUGACCGGUGGAGACUCAGAUAAAGUGGCGCUUCUUCCAUCGGGCUUCUCGAUAUCGCCUGAUGUAUCAUCAUCAUGGUCUGGUCAGAUCGACACCAAUGAAAGCAAAGGAUGUCUCCUGACCGUAGGGUUUCAGAUCUUAGUGAAGAGCCAAGCAAGUGCAAAGCUCAACAUGGAAUCUGUUGAAACUGUUAACAACCUCAUCGCUUGCACCAUUCACAAGAUCAAAGCUUCUCUUAAUUUACCUACUUAG